AUGUCCAAGAAUGGGGAAGAAGUGCGCGCUCGCCAAAGCGGCCAAAAUGCAGCGAAUUCGUCUGAUCAAAGCCCUCGAACUAAUGCUGUGAGGAGCCGACGGGGUUUUAAAGCGGCUUUUACCCGAGUUUCGAAUACCCUUGAAAAGGAUAUUCAGGGAUUGAGAGCCGCCGCCUCGACAAUUGAGGAUAAGGCUCAUAAGAUUCGGAAUCUAUCACUAUUUCUAGGUGAUCUUGAGCUGAAAUUUCGGCAACUCGAUAAUUGUCAUCAGGACGUUUUGGCGGAAUUUGACGGCAGUGGCGAUGAUCCGGAAUCCGAAGCAAUUGAUCCCCAAUAUCAAACAUUGGGAAGGCUGCGAUUGGAGGUUGACAAGUUUUCAGAAGGAAUUGCCAAUCGUCACGAAUCGUCGGGAUCUCAGUCAGAAGCAAGCGUAGUGGGCCUCACUCCUCAGUUAACAGCCGUCAUGGGCUUACAAUACGAUGUCACCCGGGACGUACGCCUAUUCUCUGGGGAGGAUAUCCUUGCUUAUGCCACAUUUCAAUUACAGUGGAAGAGAGCGGAGUCCAGGCUUAAGGAGAUUGGCAAGGGUCCCAUCGAACUCCUACAAGAAUUCAAACGGGUUCUUAAGGGGCAAGCGUUGCAACUGGUUGAGUAUCUCCCUGAAAUCGACGAAAACUAUGCCAAAGCAAUCGCUCAGAUCCGACGCGUUUACGAUGACCCAUCGGUUCAGAUCAAAACAAUUGUCGACAGACUUAUUGACAUGCCUACAAUCGAAAUCAAUAAGGCCUCCUUUUUAAAAGGGUUUUCAUUCGUCAAUCAAGCCUUACAAAGCUUUGAGGGUUUGCAACUCACAGCAGAGGAUCUGAGCACCAUCUUUUUCAUUUCUCUUUGCGAGAGAAAAUUGAACAAGAACUCUUUGCAGACCUGGCACAAGUAUGUUCAGUCAAAAGUAGAUCCGAAUCUACCCAUGGGAAUAGAUAUAUCCUGUGAGGCAUUCCUGGAUGUUCUCCUAGAACAAGUAAAACUGGCUCCUGACCGUGGCAUUGGGUGUGAGGAGGAAUCAAAAUCCAAAGCUUACAAGAGCCACUCCAAAGGGUCGGCACCUACGACUUUCCUUGCGACCCAGGACCACAAAUGCCUGUUUUGCAAUCGAUCUGGACAUAGGAAUUUCGUUUGUUUUAAGAUGCAGAAAAUGGGCUACGAAGAAGUGGAAGACAUACGAAGGGCAAAUAGAUUGUGCACAAGAUGUUUGGAGCCCUACAACUUUGAGCAUCAUAAACAGUGCAAAGGUCCCAUUUGCUCUGUCCAUGAUUGUGGAAGUCCCACGAAGCACUGCAAAUACCUCCAUAAUCCUAAUACUCGAUCAAUUUGUGUCCAGCAAAGCCCAGGUGUCGACCAGGCUUCUGAGCGUGACCUGGAUAACCCGGUUUGUUCACCGAUAGUCAUCAUUGCAAAGCAAGUUGAAAAUGGACAAGUGCGUGGAAUUUUGCGCACUUGCAUUGGCUUCAUCAAGAACAUUGGGGAUGGAGAGCUCCUCGAAGUAAGGUUUCUCCUGGAUGCAACGGCUGAGCAAAAUCUGAUAAGGCGGAGGUGUGCUCAAGAUCUUGGCCUGGAUGGUCCACGUCAGUACCUUCAAAUGAGCGUAGCUGGAGGCGGAAGUUCCAAACGUACUCAGGAGAAAAUCGUGGAGUUUCAAAUCCAAUCGUUGGAUGGGUCUUAUACUUCGAACCCUAUCAAGGCAACAACUAUAUCCAGUAUUGCUCAACCAGUUAAGCCAAUAACCCUAAAUAGAAGCAACUUUGCCCACCUCCAUGACAUAACCUUUACUGAGGAAUAUCCGUCCUCUGGAGAACUUGGUCUCGAUGUUUUGAUCGGAGAACCACUGUUUACCCAUUUGUGUAUUGCAGCUCCAGUGACAGGGCUCCUGUCUGAGCCCGCUGCACAAUACACAAAAUUGGGAUGGAUUUUAUGUGGAGCACAUCCGAAAGGAAGUGCGGAAAUUCCUGCCGCAGCUGAGAUGUUUGCCGUUGAUUACCCUGAAGCAGUUCAGGAAAUCCGUUCCAACCUGUACAUGGACGAUCUCUCGACCACGGCUGAUAGUGAAGAUCUCGCAAGAAAACUCUUGGACGACGUGGUUACAGUCUUGGCUUUGGCAUUUCGACGUUUUAUAUCCCGGCGAGGUAUUCCUCAAACCUGCUAUUCCGAUAACGUGAAGACGUUCAAGGGAGCAGACAAGGAGUUGAGGAGAAUCUUCAAGACCAUCAAUUGGGAUCACGCUGAGGAAUCAAUGUCAAGGUUCAAGAUCACGUUCCAGUUCUCAACCUCCAAUGCUCCUUGGACAAAUGGAAUUACAGAGCGAAUGGUGGGGCUUACGAAGAAAGUACUUCGGAUUGCUCUUCAUGCGACCACUUUAACCACCCAAGAACUCGAGACUGUCCUCUUUGAAUGCGAGGUAAUAGUCAAUAAUCGACCUCUGGCUUCGGUGACAGAGGGCGACCUUUUACUCCCUGUUACUCCUGCCCAACUAUGUGUCGGGAGAGACCUUCUCCACCUCCCAGAUCCUGGCCGAAUCAAAGGCCAAGAGGAGCCUCAAUUUGUUGGCAAGUGGUGA
This is a messenger RNA of Tigriopus californicus, 2610 nucleotides long. RefSeq lists its product as uncharacterized. Gene Ontology annotation, biological process: DNA integration. The record is from RefSeq and is a predicted model, not a curated record. The coding region runs from base 1 to 2610 and encodes 869 amino acids. Gene Ontology annotation, molecular function: nucleic acid binding. The transcript has 3 exons. Lineage: Eukaryota; Metazoa; Arthropoda; Copepoda; Harpacticoida; Harpacticidae.